ACAACUGCCGAUGCCAGCCUCAACAUUUAGUGCGCUCCGGGGCUUAGUACGUAAACUUACAUCGUAAAACAAAGUGAGCAAAUAUGCUGAAAGCUGCACUAUCGAUCUGCACACUGUUGAUGCUUUGGAGUGCGAACGCUGCAGAGGGUGAACGUAAUAGGAAACGUAACGAGGUGUCCAGGUACAUGAAUUUGCACGCUCAUCCAUGUCUUGACUUCUACGAAUUCGCCUGUGGCAGUUGGGAGCAGCCCUACAUCGACACGAAAUACAUGCAGCCGGUCAUGGAAAAUCCGGAAAUCUAUUUGCGCACCAAAAUCGAUCACGACUUGCGUAAUUUGCUGCAGGAGCAAACGAAAUUAGAGGAUGGCGUAAAUGGGCGCAAAUUGAAGGACUUUUACAAGUCCUGUAUAACUGUCGAACGUAAUAAUUUAAUACAACAGGAAUACUUUAGUCAAAUCAUAGAAGCACAUGGCGGCUUUCCGGCAGUACCGGGUUCCAAAUGGCAAAGUCACAACUAUAAUUGGCCAGAUAUGGUAGGCACUUUACGCUUCCAAUAUGGAAUGAAUAUAUUGGUGGGUGUGAAAAUCGAUCUCAACUAUUUGUAUCCAUACGAAGAUAGCAUAUAUUUGGUGGAGCCCGACACUUUCAUACCGCCCGAGUUGUGCAGCGAGGAGGCCACCAAUAGGACAACUUUACGCGCCGAAGAGUAUGCGAUAAUCGAAAACGAAGUAGCCGAGAACCUCAACAUGUGGCUGUCGCUCGAUAUGGAGAAAUCGCAAAAGAUAGCGACCGAACUGGUGGCGUUUGAGUAUCAACUUUGUGCUGGUGUAAAACGCAAGCACGCAAAUCAACCGACAAUAGCUGUGUGGCAGAGUUACGACAGCGACAUACGCAAGACACUCUACGAUUUUACACAUCACUUUGAAAAUAAAAUUGAUUUCAUUGCGGCCACUUUUGGCACACCGAUCCAUAAACCCGUUUACAUGGCCGCCGAACCGUAUUUCAGACAAUUAAUCAAACUCAUUGCGGCCUCCAAUAAAUCAACUAUCGCCAAUUAUAUUAUGUACCAGACAUUGUUGGGACUGAGUUUGCCGCACAACGAUCAGCCCAACAUACGCGCAUUGCACUGCGUUGAAAAGGCCAAACGCUACUUUCCGCAGGUGCUCGGCGAGAUGUUCUAUAGAAAUCAUGUGAAUGUCGCCGCUAGAGAUGAUGUGCUCAACAUGUUCGACAAGCUGAAAGAGUCCUUCCGCAUGAGCUUGCAAAAGCCGUGGAUCAAGGACUACACACGCCGCAUAGCUGAGAGCAAGCUCGCGGAGAUGCAUCUGGCCUUCCCCGUCUAUGGCAAAAUGGAAAUAAGUCAUAUAAACAUAAAUCGCAGUAGUUACUGGCAAAAUUUGAAUAGCCUCAUGAAAGAUAGACAACAGGCACAGUUUCAACGCAUUUUUCCACCAAAGCGCACAAACCUCUACGAUCAAGUGGAGUCGUACGAAACGCACAUCUUCUACAGUCCACAACAGACACGCUUCGAAAUGGGCUGGGGACUGCUGCAAGCGCCACUCUAUCAUACAGAAUAUCCGAAUUCUAUGCGUUACGCAGUGAUCGGUCACAAACUGGCCAGUUUGUUAGCCAGCGCAUUCGAUGACAUUUCCUGGUCUACGUCGACUAAUGGUUUACUAAAUUGGGAUCACACAACUGAGUUCGAGUAUAGAAAUCGUAGUGAAUGCUUUCGUCAGCAAGUCAGUAAUUAUCUUUACAACGAUCCGUUGUCAUUUUCAAAUUCAACACUACUGCGCGAAAUAGUGGCACAGAGUGCCGGUCUAAAUGUGGCUUUCAAUGCAUACCUGAAUUGGUUGGCCUUCCUGCAACCAACUGACGAUUUCGAAGUGCUGUCGAAAGAAACGCUGCCCGAAUUCAAUUUUACCAACACGCAACUAUUUUUCAUUGCCUUUGCACAAAUGCAUUGUAACGCCGCUGGUUCAGGGACAAGGAAAUCCGGUACAGCAGGACCAGCACGCACACUCAGCUCGCUUGAAAGGCACUCGAUAGAGCGUUUUGCAGUUAACGGGCCGCUGAGAAAUUUCAUCGAGUUCGCUAGAGACUUUGGCUGUGCGAUGGGAGUGGAUAUGAAUCCGCCGGAUAAAUGCGUUAUUUAUUAUUGUAGCAGCAUAAUGCACGGCAAUGUUGCUAGAACGACAGUCUUUGGUCGUUCCGUCAAUUUUCGCUACGUCAAAAUGCCGAGAUUUGUGCGGUUAUCGCUACAUUUGUGUGUCGCUCUAAGCAGCGCAAUCGCUUUGAGUUGUUUCGCAUUUCAAGUUGCGGCUCAACGUGACGCGAGCAACCGCGAUAUUGAAGGAAAAAUCAUACGCAAUGCUAAGGCAACCGAGGUACUCAAAUACAUGAAUCCCUUAGCCGAUCCAUGCAAUAACUUUUACGAAUUUGCAUGCGGCAAAUGGCCAGAACAUCAGCCACAACUUGAAGAGGGCGACGCGCUAAUCUCAGUCCAGACACAGCUGAUUCAACGUGUACAAACAGAUGUACAACGGCUGCUCGAUGCAAUCAAUGCUAAGACCAACAGUAAACGCAAUGUAGACAUUCGCAAAAUUAAAGAAUUCUACAUGUCCUGUUUGACAGUUGCUCGUUCGUCCGAUAUGCAGAAGAAUUUCCUAAUGAAUUUUGUUAAAGAAUACAACGGCAUGCCACUGCUUUCGAUCACCAACUGGAAUAUCAAUUACGAUUGGGUGCAAGUAAUCGCGCGCUUACGCCUCAACUACGGUUUCGACUUUCUAAUUGGAAUGGAGGUUGAAAAAAAGGGCCGAGCUGUCAUAUCUUUGACUGAACCGAAAACGUCAUUGAUUCCGCGCAAUUUGUGUAGCGCUGGUUCCGCUCUGGAUGCGGACAAACGCGAUGCAAUCUCCGAACAAUUGCAGACGGAGGUGUCGAAGAAUUUACAAGCUUGGUUGGCGCUAAGAGCCGACGAAACGGAUCGCGUAGCUGGCGAUAUUAUACGUUUCGAGUUCGAGUUGUGCAGGUUUAUGAGGGAAGAAGAAUCGUUGCCACCGUCGAAAGAUAGCAAGCCCGAGCGAAUUGUCUACGAGGGGCGAGAUUUGUCAGAUCUGUCGAAACAAUUUGGUAAUAUAAUCAAUUUCGGAAAGUAUUUGGAUAUAAGUCUGAAUACGAGCACUGCAAACGUGAAGAUUGUUAUGCAGUCGCCGAGAUAUUUUCAACAUUUGGCGCGUGUUGCACGCAACAAUCCCAAACCAACGCUGACCAAUUACAUAAUGUAUCGCGCCCUCUCCGCCAUCAACUUUCCUCGCGAUGAGGCCAAAUACCCGCCUGCGCCGUAUUGCACAGAGCUCAUCAUGCGCUACUUCCCUAAAUUUAUUGGUCAACUGUAUUAUUCGAGCACAAACAUUUCAUAUCACCGUAGCGCAAUUCGAGCCGAUUUAGAGCAACUUUUUGGCACAAUCAAGGAGGCAUUGAGGGAGACUUUGAAUGUAGAUGGUUUGCCCGAGAAUGCGCGUCGAAUCUUUCAAAAUAAACUUAUGCUCUACGAAACGCUGUCUUUCCCCAAAUAUAAGAACGCCAAUCUGCGUGAUCUGCCAUCGCUGGAACGUAGAAAUUUCUGGCUCAUGCAAGAUAUCGUCAUGAAAUACCGGGGCUACAAGGAGCAACAACGUUUUUAUGGUGGCGAUGCUGAGGUAGAUGAAAAUAGCGUCGAAUACAUGGAUAUACAAAUGAAGCUAGAGGAGAAUGGCAUCGUUACCGGUUGGGGUAUUUUACAUCCACCUUUCUAUGAUUAUUUCUAUGCGAAAUCUCUAAAGUAUGCCAUAAUCGGUCAACGCAUUGCACGUGAGCUGGUUGGCGCUAUGAUACCCGAUGCGGAAGAAACUGAGAUUACACGUGACGAAUCGGUUAUGGAAGCAUUCAAUAACAUAUCCGAGUGCUAUCGCAUGCAGUACAGCAACUUUUUAUACAACAUACCAAACGAAUUCUACAAUACCAGCAAAUUGCGUGAACUAAUGACGGAUAGUGCGGGCUUAAAUGUGGCCUUCAAAGCCUAUCUCGCAUGGCUGGAGUCGGUGGAUCCGAGCAAUCGCGAAAUUUUAAGACGUGAAACUUUGCCCGGUGUGGACUUUACAAAUACACAAUUAUUUUUCAUCAGUUUUGCGCAAUCCCGUUGCUAUGCCAAAUACAUGAGUGAGCCGCCGCCGACGUUCUUGCCCUUGGGCACACACACCGAAGAACUCUUCGACGUAAAUGGAGUGUUGGCAAAUAAUGUGGAGUUUGCGCGCGAAUUUGGAUGUACGCCAGGUGCGGAGAUGAAUCCUGAUGAAAAAUGUAUGGUGUAUUAAAGUGAAAAUAAAUAAAACGUAUUGGUAUUUGAAAAUAUUGAAAAAUAAUGAAAAAAAUUGUGUUGCAUUUAUCAUAGAAAAAAAAUAUAUAAAAAAUCUUAAUUUAAAAACUU
Messenger RNA from Anastrepha ludens (Mexican fruit fly), 4468 nucleotides. RefSeq lists its product as uncharacterized. Gene Ontology annotation, cellular component: plasma membrane. The record is from RefSeq and is a predicted model, not a curated record. Gene Ontology annotation, molecular function: metalloendopeptidase activity. The transcript is spliced from 3 exons. Lineage: Eukaryota; Metazoa; Arthropoda; Insecta; Diptera; Tephritidae. Bases 84 to 4355 code for a protein of 1423 amino acids. Gene Ontology annotation, biological process: protein processing.